AUGGGUUCUUGUUCGGACAAGUUGUUCAACAGAGAGAGAACAGUACAUGAGAUUCUGGGAGGUGGCAUUUUUGCAGAUGUGAUCAUGUGGAGGAACAAGAAUGUGAGUGUUGGUAUAGUUACAGUCACAAUAGCAUCAUGGAUGGUGUUUGAGAGCUUUGCCUACACCAUCCUCACUCUUCUCUCAAGUGUUCUUCUCCUCUUGCUCUCUAUCCUCUUCCUCUGGUCCAAAUCUGCAUCUAUUCUCAACAGGCCAUCACCGCCAUUGCCAGAGUUUCAAAUAAGUGAAGCAAUGGCUGAAGAAGCUUCCAAGUUGUUACGCAUCCAUGUGAAUAAACUGCUACAAGUCUCGUAUGACAUUGCGAUGGGAAGAGACUCUGAGUUGUUUAUCAAAGUAGCGGUCUAUCUGUUUCUCAUAUCAUUCAUUGGAAGCCUCAUGGAUUUUCAGACACUUUGCCACACCGGGGUUUUGGUGGUAAUGACAGUUCCAGCUUUCUAUGAGAGAUAUGAGGAAUACAUAGAUGGAUCUCUAGUGUUCGUCUGCAACAAAGCUAAAGAGCUUUACCUUAGAUUCGACAUAGGGUCUUAUCUUGAAUAUAAGAAGAAAUUGAGCUAA
Eruca vesicaria subsp. sativa (arugula) is the source of this 615-nucleotide messenger RNA. Lineage: Eukaryota; Viridiplantae; Streptophyta; Magnoliopsida; Brassicales; Brassicaceae. The record is from the annotation of a GenBank genome assembly.